Molecule: messenger RNA, 385 nt
Organism: Schizosaccharomyces octosporus yFS286
Lineage: Eukaryota; Fungi; Ascomycota; Schizosaccharomycetes; Schizosaccharomycetales; Schizosaccharomycetaceae
Product: leydig cell tumor protein
Exons: 3
Coding region: 13-294 (93 amino acids)
Source: RefSeq, a predicted model, not a curated record
ACCAUUUUCAAAAUGCCUCAAGGAGAAUUAAAGAAGAAAGGCUCAAAGAAUACUAAGAAUGCUCAUAAAAUAUCUAAACAAAAGAAGAAUGUGAAGAAAGGAGCCCGUUAUUUUGCUCCUAGAAAAGCCGCUGCAGUUAAGGAUCAUUUGGCUAAUGAGGGUAUCACCAAGACUAUUAACUCUCGAAACGAACGCAUGGCUGCUGGACUUGCCAGUCAACAAAUGGGCAAAUUGACGAUAACCAAAAGCAUGGGAGACGAAGCUGUCAAAGAGUUGAAAGAACAGAAGCGUUAAUGAUUUGUCGAGCUAUGAUAACAUAAAAGUUUUGGGAUAUGGUACUGGUAUUUUAAUAAACUAUUUUUUUCAUUUUGCUAUUGUAAAAACA